CCCGCGCCACUGGUUCAUGUGCGGUAUAGUGGUACGGUGGUGACGACGAUGAUGAUGAUGAUGACGAGUAGCGGUUUUACGUUGGUAUCUUCUUCAUGGCUUACCGCAGAAAUAGUUUGAAAUUGCUGAGGCCAGUGAACGGUUUAGGAGUUUUCUAGUAAGAAAUUGACGUGCGGUUUACCCCAAAUUUGUAAAAUUUCUAAACCUCUUUAAACUUAUAAGCUUGGAGGAUAUGGUUCGAGUGCGACUGGUACACGCAGGAAAACAUAGUAGUGAAAAAUAUUUUUACGAAUUGGAGUGAAAUUUGGUGAUCAUUAGUGAUCUUUUUAAUUGUUAGUCAGUUUUGUAUAGAUUUUGUGAAAGUUCAUUCGAUUUAACUGAAUUGGAAUAAAAAUAUAAUAAUUUGGUGUUUGGAUUACGGCGGAUUACUGAAUAUUUGCAUACCUUUGGAAGACGUUCAGUGAAAGUAUUCCUUAGCGUUACGCGAUGCUUAUGGAAACUAUUCAAAUAACUAUGUGAUUAGUAACCUGUGAGGUAAAUAGAACCGCAGAAGUCGAAGGUAUCAGAACGCCGUCAACUUAAAGAAAAUUAUGCAUAUUGCCAGUGAAGUGAGUUCAACUACCAAUCAAGUACCUCACGAAGGUACUGCAAGUUCCACCAAUAGUAGUGCUAAUAAUAACAACACCAACGGCGGUGAUAGUGUUCCCUAUUUGACUGCCGAGAAUUUAGCAGAAAGGACUAUCGAUAGUUUAUUAGCAGACCAUCCUGGCGAGUUAGUUCGAACUGGAUCACCACAUGUUGUCUGUACAGUUUUACCGGGGCAUUGGCGUUCGAAUAAAACGCUCCCUGUGGCCUUCAAAGUUGUUGCUUUAGGCGAAGUGAUGGAUGGAACGAUUGUUACAAUAAUGGCAGGCAACGACGAAAACUAUUGUGGAGAACUUAGAAACUGUACAGCCGUGAUGAAGAAUCAAGUAGCCAAAUUUAAUGAUUUGAGAUUUGUAGGAAGAAGUGGACGAGGGAAGAGUUUUACAUUGACAAUAAUAAUUUCAACAACUCCUCUCCAAGUAGCAACAUAUAGUAAAGCAAUUAAAGUGACGGUGGACGGACCUCGAGAGCCAAGAUCGAAAAUUAGACACCAAGGGUUUCAUCCUUUUGCGUUUGGUCCCCAGCGGUUUGGGCCGGACCCUUUGAUGGGUGGAUUGCCGUUCAAGCUGCCAGGAUUCGCACAUCAUCUAGCUGGAAUGCAUGGUCACAUACAUGCUCCAGAUUGGCGAGCUUUAGGAGCUAAUCCUGGAAUUGGCCGACCGGCGGGUGGUUUCCCACAUGGAGCUCAAUUCUUUCAUCAUCAACACGCACCGUUUCCACCACAUAUGUUGGCCACGACCCUUGACCGUCCUGGCCUGAGGUCUAUUAGUGAAAACCAUCACCUGUCGCAAUUAAGUCAAUUAUCCCUGUGCAAUCCACACAGUACUACUAGCCCUAAGGAAUCGCCACUUGCUAGUAGCUUAUCACGUGCAACGCCUCCGCAUAGUGUAGAGAAUGAUAACAACAAUAAUAUUGAUGCGGGUUUCGAAAGUGAUAACAUAUCAGUGACAGGUUCCCCGAGAAAAUCGAGUUCAUUACAUGAUGACGAGGACAAACGUAGCCCCUCGCCGCCAACAGGAGCCUUCACUUCCCUAAUUCAACGAAACAAUGCAUUGAGAAAGGGUGAUUUGUUUUCAGGAUUCGCUUCGCAAUUCCAACAGCCACAUGUAUUCAACCACGCCUUGGCAGCGCAGCUUUUCUUGCAAAAUCCGCUAAUACCACAGCCCAGUCAAUGGCUGUACACGCAGCUAUACGGAAACUAUCACGACUUUCCCUGGUUUCGAAAUUCAUCUACGAGCAAUAACAUACAACAGGCUCCAUUGAAUCCCGAGCAAAACAAUAAUGAAACGUCAGGAGUGAAUCUAGUUAAAAGAAGCGUAACUCUUAUAUCACACAGUGAAAAAGAUAAUGAGAGUGAAAAUCAGAACUCCCCGCCGGUAACGUCCACCCGUAGGUCACCGUCUCCCGAGGAAAAUGAGGAAAAAGUUUGCGGGAAGGCCGGUAGCUUAGGGGCGAUAAGAAGUAGAACACCAAAGCAUACAGACGUUUGGAGACCAUAUUAAUAGAGCCAUAUCGAUCCAUAGAGUUUAAGUUUAAUGUUCUUCACAUAUCGAAUUUAACAAAAGAAGCCGGCGUAGAUGUGAAUUAAAUUUUGGGUUAAGUGGAAUUCACAAGUUGAAAUAGAUUUGUAAAAUAUUGUGGAUGUCGAAGGAGUUUAAUUUACCGAUAAGCGCUCAUUUGUAUAUUAUGUAUAUAACGUUU
Molecule: messenger RNA, 2346 nt
Organism: Hermetia illucens (black soldier fly)
Lineage: Eukaryota; Metazoa; Arthropoda; Insecta; Diptera; Stratiomyidae
Gene: RunxB
Product: runt-related transcription factor 1
Exons: 6
Coding region: 591-2147 (518 amino acids)
Biological process (GO): regulation of DNA-templated transcription
Cellular component (GO): nucleus
Molecular function (GO): ATP binding; RNA polymerase II cis-regulatory region sequence-specific DNA binding; DNA-binding transcription factor activity, RNA polymerase II-specific
Source: RefSeq, a predicted model, not a curated record